UAUUUUAGUCGCUAUGUGAUUCUAGAUUCUAGAUCUAGAAAUCUAGUUUGAAUAUAGAUCUAAAUAUAGUCUCCAGAUCUAGGUUAUAUAUAGAUCUAGAUCUAGAUAUCUAUAUCCAAAAUCCAGAUCUACCAAAUUGAGCAGUAUGCGAACAAUCUGAAGUUAUGUUUUUAGGCCUACCAGCAAUCUGAGCGUUUUUACUUUUAUUUUUUUUUAUUUUUACCAUGCGAAGGCGUGUUACCGUCUUCAAGAAUGGUACAUCGGAUGAUGGAAAGGUACUUGAAGUGGCUGAUACAAUAGAAGGAUUCCUUGAAGAUAUUAGCGCUAAGCUGAAUAUAAGUGCAUCCAGUUUGUACAACCAAUUUGGUGGAAGCAUAGAUGAUUUGCUUAUUAUAAGAGAUGAUGACAUUUUGUAUGCUUCUGAGGGAGAGCCAUUUAUCCAUAUUUUGAGUCCAUGCAUCCACAAUCCAAAGAAAGCCAGGUGUUUAGUGGGUCUGCCAUGUGCCAGUGUUGGAACUAACACGGACAUGGAAUCAGGCGGGUCUGACUGGAUAAAUCUUAAUGUUGGAGGCAAACUGUUUACAACAACUAGAGGUACACUAACAAGGUUUGAUGGAGAAAGCAUGCUGGCUCGUAUGUUCAGUAAAGAUAAAGAAAUAGAAUGGAAUAGUCGAAUGGAUGUCACAGGUGCUUACCUUAUAGAUCGCAGCCCUCUUUAUUUUGAACCAAUCUUAAAUUACCUGAGACAUGGGAGACUAAUCCUUGACAAAUUUGUGAAUCCUGAAGGUGUACUGGAGGAAGCAAAGUUUUUUGGUCUCACUUCUCUAAUAGAAACCUUGGAAGAUCUAAUUGAGAAAGAGCAGUUACCUGAUGAUAACACACCACUGACCAGACGAGACCUUAUUCUUAGGUUGUUAUCAACACCUACAACACAGGAGCUUAGAUGUCAGGGUAUGAACUUUGCUGGUGCCAAUCUUUCCAAGCUGGACCUGCGCUACAUCAACUUCAAAUACGCUAUUCUAAAAAAUGCCAAUCUCUCAGGAGCUAACUUGUCUUUUUGCAACUUUGAGAGGGCAGACCUCUGCCAUGCCACAAUUGAUUCUGCUAACCUAUUGGGAGUUAAAAUGCUUUGUGCCAACUUGGAAGGAACGUCAAUGAAAGGUUGUUAUUUUGAAGAUCCUGCUGGAAGCAGGGCUAACAUGGAGGGUGCUUUGAUGAAAAAUGUGGAUCUUGAGGGAAGUCACAUGGCUGGUGUAAAUCUUCGUGUGGCCACCUUAAAAAAUGCCAACCUACAAAACUGUGAUUUAAGGGGAGCUGUUUUGGCUGGUGCAGAUCUUGAGAAUUGUGAUUUGACUGGCUGUGAUCUUCAAGAAGCCAACCUAAGGGGAGCCAACCUAAAGGGAGCCACAUUUGAGUUGAUGCUCCAUCCACUUCACAUGGCUCAGACUGUCAGAUAGUAGCUGUACCCUAUUCACACCAGUGUAGAUAGAACUUGUACAGAUUUUAUUGUCAGCUUUGUCUUUCUAGAUUGUAAAAAUUCACCUAAGAGCUUAUUUAUUCUUAGUAUUUAUUACCAUUUUACAGUAUGUUGACUUUAGUUGCUCCUGUCUAACAAAAUUUUUUUUUAGUGUGUGUUAAGCUACUUGAACACAUAUGCUUUUACGCUUACUGUAAAUAUAAUAACAAUUAAAGAGACAACAUGGAUAUAUGUUUUUUUUUACCAAAGUACAAUUAAUUCUGUUUUAUUAGUCAUGACAGUUGCAGUAUUGAAGACUGUUGUGUGUGUGCGUACAAAAUCAUAGUUUUAUAAGAUUGUUUUUUAAAACAGUUUAAAAAAAUUAAAAUUAACAUUUGGAAACCAAAACAGAUCAGUGUAUAUUUCUGGUGCACACCCUGAAGAAAUUCAUUUGAUGAUGUAAAAAUAACUGGGUAUAAGAAACCAGUUUAAACUAAUGUUGCAAUUUUGAAACUUCUGUUCAGUUGUGAACUAGUAUUAAAGGAAAGAUAACUCAGUAUUUAGAAAUGUUUGUUGUAUAUAAAAUUAAUUGUAUCUCACUCUCAUAAUAUAGGAAUACAAAAAUUGUACAUUUUUAAAUUAGUUUUUAUACUAAGAGAAAACUAUUUAUACAUUUUGCUGAUUAACUUGAAUUAAUAUGAACACUAUUUUUGUUUUGACUUAGUUAAAUUUUGGAUGAAACAGAUUUGCCAAGAAUGUUUAAAACAUUGUUAAGAGUGUAAAUAGUUAAUCUUUAAGGGGUGAUAUUAUGUUUUAUUCUCAUGAGAGAAUAUUUGUUACAAUGCUGUAAGUCCAAGUGAUAUUUUAACCUAAAAUUUCUAGUCCAUGCUUGUUAGUUAUUGGGUAUGUUAAGCCAUUGGCCAUACACACAUAUUUGUAAUACUUUAAAAAAAUCCUUUCCUAAAGAGCUUUAGUUUUACAAUGAAUUUUUUAUGUUCAGUCAUUUUUCUAUCAUUUGGUCAUUAUUGUACAGUUUUUCAUGAACAUCCAUCAUUAAUGUGUAUUCUAUAUCUGCAAGUUUGAUAUGAUUCUAAUAAACAUGUUUAAAUAGAAAUGUAAUUCAUUAUAAGUCCCUUGAAUCUAUAUAUAUAAUUCUCUUCUUGGAGACGCUAGAAAACAAGCUGUAAGCGCGCUCCCUACCACCCCACCCCUACAUGGUUUGGUGAGCUGUGGUUCACGCUAAAUAUUUACAUUCGUAGAGCAGGGUUUAGUGACGGCUAUUAGGGGCAGAUUAUUUAGUUUGAACAAUUUAAAACUUAGGGGAGGUAACUAAGAGGAGGCUGCUUU
Physella acuta is the source of this 2803-nucleotide messenger RNA. RefSeq names its product BTB/POZ domain-containing protein KCTD9. Gene Ontology annotation, biological process: protein homooligomerization; intracellular signal transduction. The record is from RefSeq and is a predicted model, not a curated record. Gene Ontology annotation, molecular function: protein binding. Lineage: Eukaryota; Metazoa; Mollusca; Gastropoda; Physidae.